UCUGCAGCGAUCAACAGAGGAAGUCUGUGAUUGCAGUGAGCUUCAUAGCGGCGUUUCUCUUCCUGCUGAUUGUGCGCCUCGUCAAUGAGGUGAAUUUCCCAUUGCUGCUCAACUGCUUUGGACAAGCUGGCACGAAAUGGAUCCCAUUCUCCUACACAUACAGGCGGCCCCUUCGCACUCACUAUGGAUACAUAAACGUGAGGACGCAAGAGCCUUUGCAACUGGACUGUGACCUCUGUGCCAUAGUGUCCAACUCAGGUCAGAUGGUUGGCCAGAAGGUGGGGAACGAGAUAGAUCAGUCCACCUGCAUCUGGAGAAUGAAUAACGCCCCCACCAAGGGCUACGAAGAAGAUGUUGGGCGCAUGACCAUGAUUCGAGUUGUGUCCCAUACCAGUGUUCCUCUUUUGCUAAAAAACCCUGAUUAUUUUUUCAAGGAGGCAAACACUACCAUUUAUGUGAUUUGGGGCCCUUUCCGCAAUAUGAGGAAAGAUGGCAAUGGCAUCGUUUACAACAUGUUGAAAAAGACUGUUGACAUCUAUCCAAGUGCCCAAAUUUAUGUCACCACAGAGAAGCGUAUGAGUUACUGUGAUGGAGUUUUUAAGAAGGAAACUGGGAAAGACAGAGUCCAGUCUGGCUCUUAUCUCAGCACUGGGUGGUUUACCUUCAUUCUGGCUAUGGAUGCCUGUUAUGGCAUUCACGUCUACGGGAUGAUAAAUGACACCUACUGCAAGACAGAAGGGUAUAGAAAAGUCCCCUACCAUUACUACGAACAAGGAAAAGAUGAGUGUGAUGAAUAUUUUCUUCAUGAACAUGCCCCAUAUGGAGGCCAUAGGUUCAUCACUGAAAAGAAAGUAUUUGCUAAAUGGGCCAAGGAACACAGGAUAAUAUUUACACACCCAAACUGGACAGUGUCUUGAUACUGGUUUUUCUGAUCUUGCCACACCACUUGACAUGAUCACGUACUGCAACUGUGAUGCUAAAGAUGCUAUGAUGAUGAUGGUGAUGAUAAAGAUAACAAUGAUGACCGAGACUCUGUACAUUCUCAGAUAUGGAUGAUGACUCUGCCAGAAAUUUUAACUUGGGAUUCCGUGCAGGGUGGUUAUUCUCAUUACAUUAUUUCUAAAGGUUCAACCAUUACAUGUUGCACUUUAAAAUUUAACUGGAAUUGCAAUGAAGGCCAAUAACAUAACAGCAGUGACCUAAGAAAUGAGAAGAUUAUCCUUCAAAUAGCUUCCCAGAAUUCUUGAACAGUGAAUAGCUUCCAAAAGCCACGGGAUUCAUCCUCAUGAGGUGAGGUUAUUGACUCUGUGGUCUCUUGAACAUGAGCAGCUCCACCAUCUUGAAGAAUGUUUGAUUGUCAAACACUGACCCAAGAAAUGCUAUCUGAGUACAAGUAUUUUACCACAGUUACUAGUUAGGCUGAGGGCAGGAAAGGCAUCUCUUCUGAUUGACCAUCUUCCUACAGUACUUCCUACCCAUAGGAUGACUUCACUAUCUCAAACAAUUAAAAAUGGACCAAGUAGCAAAUCUUGAUGAAUUUCCAUUCCCACCACUCCAUUCUUACUACCCCAAACAAUAUAACUAAACAUGCUACUAGAAUGAUCUAUAUUAAUGUUUAGUCAUUUUGGGUUAAGUCCUAAAUAUUUCAGAUGGCUAUUUAACAUGUAAGAAUUCAGCACUGUAAUAACAUAUACUGUGAAAACAUUUCUUUAACAAAACCAAAAGGGUUUACUAACUUUGCUUCAACUUUCAACAACACAAAAUUACAUGCUUUUUAAACUCACAAAGCAGGGAAAGCAAAGCAUAUUUUUACAUCAAUUUGUAGCUUACCAUACUUCAUAAUAUAUAUUUGUAUAUUCGAAUUUCUAUUUUAUAGGCCCAAGGCGUGUCUCUCCAUACAUUACAUUAUCAUUGCCAAGUGCCAACUGUCAGACAUGGAGAGGAAAUGAUUCCUUGUAUUAAAUCUGGCCAGAACUUUUGCCUUCUUGGGGUUUAUUUCCCCCAGAGUAGAUCAGUUGUUAUACCAUAAUAACAACAGUAAUAAUGAUCUUAAUGUCCAAAGUGCUGUGUCGUUUAGAGUCCUUUCACAUAUGCUGUCCCAUGUGAUUCCCAUGACCACCCCAUUUGUCCAUCGCCUACCCAUUCUGAUAUCUCCUUAGCAGAUGAUCCAUAAUCUGUUGAUUGCUCUGAUAUAUUGCUCCCCCUUGCUAAUAUUUGUAUAGGAUAGCAUUUAUGUAGACUAGUCACCAAUUGAUUUCAGUGCCAAAUACAAUAUAUUAUAUCAGAAUUACUCAAAAAGUAUCACAAGGAUGAUCUUGGCCAUAGAUUGAAAACAUAGGUAAUUUUGAUUUUUUUUUUUUCAAUGACUGUUUAGGUGGAGACAAGAUGAGGAAACAGGGACAGUAGGAGGGAAUGAAAGCAGAGAAAUAGAGUUUCUUGUUCCAGGCUCGAGAUGACUGUUCAUAACAUACUUAUUCCUCAUUAAAUAUUAGAGGGUUGAUCUGCUGAGAGGCGGAAAACAUCCUUGCAAAUUAUUCAAAAGACAAAAGCCAGGCUUAACUUACAGAAUGUUCUGGAAGUGGGAAGUAAGGGUGCAUUUCACCUCAAGAGCACUUUGCUAGUCUUUACCAGGGCUGAGUCUCAUGAUUAGUUUUCAUAAUUGUGGGCCAUCUUGGGCAAAAUCCUCUUUCCUGCUCUCUUCUGUCAUUUCAAUGCACCAGUACCCAUAUCCACAGCAAUGACCAGGUGCCACUUCCAUUGCUGAAACUGUUAUUGUUGUCAUUCUCUUGUUACUCCUUAUGUGGUUUUUAGUUCUAUGUGUGUUAGUUGUUUUGAGCUAAUGAUGGCUAGAAAUGUCCACUCCAAGAAAAAUAAACAGAUACAAAUGCUGAAA
This is a messenger RNA of Miniopterus natalensis, 2893 nucleotides long. The record is from RefSeq and is a predicted model, not a curated record. NCBI's taxonomy places the organism in Eukaryota, Metazoa, Chordata, Mammalia, Chiroptera, Miniopteridae.